UUCCAAUCAAACAGAAAAUAAAGGAAAGUAUUUGAUUUGAUCUCUCACACUCACACAAAAAUAGAUUUGUUGAGAGAGAAAGAGGAAGAGACCUAUCGGCGAAGUACUUUUUAAGCUAUCCGAUCCAGAGAGGAGAAAUUACUUCAGAUAGAAACCUAAUUUGUUGACAGAGGGAGGGAGAAUAUAAGGAGGUCGCCGGAAAUUUAUGUUUUAUUGCUGGAAUUCGUAGCGAUCUCUUCGGGUAGUUGGGAGCAAGUGCCGGAAUCGGAUUUAUUGGUAAAGAUGGUGAAUUCUAUGGUGGAGAGGGCCACGAGCGACAUGCUGAUCGGGCCUGAUUGGGCCAUGAAUAUUGAGAUCUGUGACAUCCUCAACCACGACCCUGGGCAAGCAAGGGAUGUUGUCAAGGGAAUCAAGAAACGCCUUGGAAGUAAGAAUCCCAAAGUUCAACUUCUUGCCCUAACUCUAUUGGAGACAAUAGUAAAGAACUGUGGGGACAUUGUCCACAUGCAUGUAGCAGAUAAGGGUGUUCUUCAUGAGAUGGUGAAAAUAAUAAGGAGGAAGCCCGACUUACAUGUCAAAGAGAAGAUACUGAUUCUUAUAGAUACUUGGCAAGAAGCUUUUGGAGGACCUAGGGCAAGACAUCAACAAUAUUAUGGUGCAUACCAGGAGUUGUUGCGUGCUGGAGCAGUAUUCCCUCAGAGAUCUGAGAGCUCUGCACCUGUGUUCACACCUCCACAAACACAACCUCUUUCUUCCUAUCCACAAAAUCUGCGUAAUGCUGAUUUUAGACCAGAGGCAGCCGAGUCUUCUACAGAAUCUGAGUUUCCAACCUUGAGCUUGACAGAGAUUCAAAAUGCUAGGGGUAUCAUGGACGUCCUUGCAGAAAUGCUAAGCGCAUUGGAUCCAGGGAACAAAGAGGGACUGAGACAGGAGGUUAUUGUUGACUUGGUGGAACAAUGCCGUACAUACAAGCAAAGAGUGGUCCACCUUGUUAAUUCCACCACGGAUGAAUCACUGCUAUGUCAAGGAUUGGCACUGAAUGAUGACUUGCAACGUGUACUAGCCAAGCAUGAAGCCAUUGCUUCAGGGACACUAGUUAAAACAGAGAAACCCAGUCCUGAGCCUACUGGAGCACUAGUAGAUGUUGAUGCCCCAUUAGUCAACACUGGACAUGGCAGCAAAAAGCCUGAUGGAGGAUCUACCUCAAGUUCUGGUGCAGGGGCUAAUCCACUGAAUCAGCUGUUGCUUCCUGCACCUCCUGGUACAACUGGUCCAAAUCCUCCGGCAGCAGCAAAUCCAAAAAUUGACCUGCUGAGCGGCGAUGACUUUGACUCACCAAAAGUUGAAAAUUCAUUGGCUCUUGUUCCCCUGGGAGAGCCGCAGCCAACUGCACCUGCAUCUCAGCAUCAUGCCCUUGUACUAUUUGAUAUGUUUUCCGAUGGUAACAAUACCCCUAAUUCUGUCAAUAUCCAACCUACUAAUCUUGGUACACAAACCAAUCCUAUGAACACACCAUUCCAACAGCAACAGAAUUUCCAAUCCCUAGAAACAGGAUCUUACCAAAAUGGAAACAGCCCCAAUAUGGGAUCACCACAAUAUGGGCAGUCAUUUUAUGCUCAGGGCACUGGUCCUUCCUGGAAUGCCCAGUUUGUCCAACAGCAACAACCAGCCUCGCCGGUUUCCCCAGUGUCACCAGCUUAUGGAGUUCAAAGUGGUGGAUCACUACCACCGCCUCCGUGGGAAGUGCAGCUGGACAGUAAUUUGGUGGCUGGCUCUCAAGUUCCUCAGCCUUUGCAAGUUACUCAGGUGCUUGUCACACAUGCUCAACCAGUGCCAAAUGGUAUGCAUCCUCAGUCACCUCAGUCAAUGGGAAAUGAACAGGUUGUGGGUAUGUAUAUUCAGCCUAUUACAGGUGGUCAAUUGUCAUCGAUCAAUCAUCAUGCUGGACAGAGCAAUCAAUUUGUUGGUUUCCAUCCUCAACAAGUCCAGGGCGGACAGUAUAUGGGUAUGGUCCCGCAGCCAAUGCAAUAUGGGCAGAUGGCUUCAAUGUAUCCACAGCAACAAAUGUAUGGUAACCAAAUGCCAGGAUAUGGAUAUGGUCACCAACAAGGCGUUCAGUACCUCCAGCAGCAAAUGCAUUCGCUGUCUGUUAGAGAUGAUAAUGGCAUAACGAACUCUUCAUAUCAGGUCUCCACUUCUUAUUUGCCACCUAUGAAGAAGACUCCCAAGCCGGAGGACAAGUUAUUUGGAGACCUUGUCGACAUAGCAAAAUUCAAGUCGAAGCCCACUCCUGGAAGAGCUGGUAGCAUGUGACGCAUCACGCAUCAUGACUGUACCUGCAAUUUUUUAUUUUUACUUUUCCGUUUCUUAUAUAUAUUAUUUUUUUUGGCUAACUUGCUUCAUUUUCUUUAUUUUUCUUCCCUUUCUGAUUUUAUUCUGAUAUAUAUUUAUUUCCUGGUCUGUUUGGCCCUAUAUCUGUGUUUCAUGUUUGGCAUUGAAAUCCUGUACAUUUCUUGUAGAGAAAAAAAAAAAAGAAAAAAAAAGAAAUGAGAAAGGGUUGACACUCAAUUGGGUUGAUGUUCCAAGACAUGGAUUUCUGCUGGGAGCCUUUGUGUGUUGGAUCGAGGAAUUUUGUUCUGUUUAAUAAUGUAAGGGGACAAGGAUUUCUUCA
Molecule: messenger RNA, 2671 nt
Organism: Tripterygium wilfordii
Lineage: Eukaryota; Viridiplantae; Streptophyta; Magnoliopsida; Celastrales; Celastraceae
Product: TOM1-like protein 9
Exons: 10
Coding region: 283-2313 (676 amino acids)
Biological process (GO): protein transport to vacuole involved in ubiquitin-dependent protein catabolic process via the multivesicular body sorting pathway
Molecular function (GO): phosphatidylinositol binding; ubiquitin binding
Source: RefSeq, a predicted model, not a curated record